This is a messenger RNA of Sitodiplosis mosellana (orange wheat blossom midge), 1278 nucleotides long. RefSeq names its product N-glycosylase/DNA lyase (gene Ogg1). The record is from RefSeq and is a predicted model, not a curated record. Bases 74 to 1162 code for a protein of 362 amino acids. NCBI's taxonomy places the organism in Eukaryota, Metazoa, Arthropoda, Insecta, Diptera, Cecidomyiidae. The transcript is spliced from 5 exons. Gene Ontology annotation, cellular component: nucleus. Gene Ontology annotation, molecular function: 8-oxo-7,8-dihydroguanine DNA N-glycosylase activity; damaged DNA binding. Gene Ontology annotation, biological process: base-excision repair, AP site formation; base-excision repair; nucleotide-excision repair.
UUUUCUUCUUCAUUUGUGUCGUAUACAAACAGACGGUUGGAAUAUUACACCCGAAAGAAAAAAGAAACAAAAUAUGAACAGAAAAAUAUGGCAAAAAUUAAAGUGUUCGCAGAGUGAAUUGCAGCUGAAGGUAUCACUAACUGGUGGCCAAUCUUUCAGAUGGAAAAUUGGCAGUUUGCCCGAAGACAACUUUAUCGAUGAGUCUUACAUUGGCGUGAUGGGCAAUUGUGUUUGGCAGUUCCGACAAACCGAAAAUGAUUUAUUGUAUCGCGUUUUGGGUGAGCUGAAGAAUGACUCGUCAAAUUACUACAAUCAAGUGCGAAUGAAAAUCUCAAUUCCAACCGUUGUCGAUAAAAAGAAGAGUAAGAAAAAAACUAGUGUCAUGGACGACACAAAACUUUUCCACAGUCUUGAUUACUAUGAAUCUCUGUUGCGGGCAUAUUUUCGAUUUGAUGUCAAUCUGAGUGAAUGCUAUGCCGAAUGGUCAAAACAUCCACAUUUCAAAACCGAAUCCGACAAAUUUUACGCCAUUCGUGUACUCGAUCAAGACCCAGUUGAGAAUCUGUUCUCAUUCAUCUGCAGCCAGAAUAAUCACAUUUCACGUAUUUCGAGCCUGGUUGAAAAGUUGUGCAAGAAUUAUGGGCCAAAAAUCUGUGAUUUGAAUGGAGUUGCUUAUCAUGCAUUUCCAAACUUUGAUGAGUUGAUGGAUGCUAAGGUAGAGCAAGAGCUUCGCAAUGAAUCAUUUGGCUACCGUGCAAAGUUCAUUCAACGAGCGGCUGUAGAAAUCAACGAUAAAGGUGGCUUGGAUUGGUUUCAGAAGGUGCAAAAUAUGUCUUAUAAAGAUGCGCACGCCGAACUUGUCACAUUGACUGGAAUCGGACCGAAGGUGGCCGAUUGCAUUUGUCUGAUGUCACUGAACCACCUUGAAGCCAUUCCGGUUGAUACUCAUGUUCUAAAACUUGCCACCGAACAUUAUUUGCCCAAAGGCCGUGAAAUCAAAUCGAUGACACCGAAAUUGUACAAUGAAAUCGGUGAUGCCUUUCGUCAAGUGUACGGUCCACUUUCAGGAUGGGCACAGACAGUGCUGUUUUGCGCUGAUUUAGUCAAAUUCAAAGAGGGUAAAUCAAAAGAAAAUGGAGCAAAGAAAAAGAGAAAGAAAUAGUCAAAAAAUGUGUUGCCACAUUUAGUUUUAUUCAUUUCAGCGAUGAAACAAAUCAAAAGAUUUUCAAAUAAAUCGUUGUCGCUAAGCGACACAAAGUUAAUUUGCUGGUUUCGAAA